Stereum hirsutum FP-91666 SS1 is the source of this 417-nucleotide messenger RNA. RefSeq lists its product as uncharacterized. The record is from RefSeq and is a predicted model, not a curated record. The transcript has 3 exons. Gene Ontology annotation, molecular function: DNA-binding transcription factor activity, RNA polymerase II-specific; RNA polymerase II cis-regulatory region sequence-specific DNA binding. Gene Ontology annotation, biological process: regulation of transcription by RNA polymerase II. Bases 1 to 417 code for a protein of 138 amino acids. NCBI's taxonomy places the organism in Eukaryota, Fungi, Basidiomycota, Agaricomycetes, Russulales, Stereaceae. Gene Ontology annotation, cellular component: nucleus.
AUGGGCGGCAGUGCAGGGCAAAGCGCUUCUGCAGCGGGUGCUUUUGCUCCAUCUCCGAUUGGCGGCAUCCCCUGUCGUCUUCCACCCAUUCUCCAGGUCGAGAAACAGCAGGUCACCACGACCGCCACACAGGCUGCAAGCGCGAGCAGGAGGAGGAACGAGGCGCACUUCAUCUGUCCCGUCCCGGGAUGUGGCAGCACCUUCACUCGGAGGUUCAACCUGCGUGGUCAUCUCCGCUCUCAUACCGAGGAAAGACCGUAUAGGUGCGAGUAUCCCGGCUGCAACAAGGGCUUUGCGCGUCAGCACGAUUGCAAACGCCACCAAGCCCUUCAUCAGUCCAAGUCCACGAACAAUACAUGCUCAGGCUGUGGCAAAACCUUCAGCAGACUGGAUGCUCUUAAUGUAAGUUUCCCCUAG